UGCAUACGAGUAUAUCAAGAAAAUCUCCGGCCACCAAUGGUUAUAGUCGCCAUUUUAACGACUUGAAAGCAUCGGAACCCGCGAGUACCUCCACGGCCACCAGUCCAACGCUAUCCACUUCCUCCCCCAGAGAAGGAUCCCCAGCUCUCGACUGCACUCCUGAUAUGGCCUCGGUCUUGGAGGAAAUGCACCUCCUACAUUCCGAUGUCGGGUUCGAGAGCGUAGAGCGUGCUAAAGAUCAUGAGCUCCGAAAUGCUCCUCUUCUCACUAGAGAAGCAUAUGUCUCCUCUCAUCAGGACGUGGCAAACAUGCAGUACGGCGUCUUGGGGAAGACCUUGUCUAUACGCGACAAAACCCACCAUCUGACAAUUCGCGAUCCACGGCUUUACGUGAACACGAAUGCCCCAUUUUCUGCCGUAGUCUGCGGCGUACAGGGCUCAGGGAAAUCGCAUACCGUUGCGGUGCUUCUUGAGAAUAUGCUCAUCUCAUCUUAUCGUCAAAUAGGCACCCUCAGGCGACCUCUCUCAGGUCUUGUCCUCCACUUCGGUGAGGGAGGCCCAAACGCACUCCCAUGUGAGGCAGCUUGGGUCGGUGUACCUACGACUAAAGGUGUCCAAACACCAAAAGUUCGUGUGUAUGUUUCGCGCUCCUCUCUUCAGACCAUGAGAACGGUUUAUGCCCCUCUUGGAGAGCAUGUCACGGUUGAGCCGCUACUCUUCACGGAAGAAGAGUUAGAUGCUCAAGCGUUUCUUUCCAUGAUGGGUGUAGGCUCUUCUGAGUCUGCUCCCCUGUACAUGCAAGGGAUUUUGUCGAUUUUGCGAGACCUGGGCGAAAAUUUCACUUAUAUGGAGUUCAUGGCCCGCCUGGACGUUAAGAAGGAGAGCUUCAAUAUCAGUCAACUCUCGGGACUUGAACAGCGAAUGGCGCUACUCGAGUCUUUCAUGAACCGCAAAGUCCAGAGCUCCUCAAGAUUCGCUGCCGCACAGCUCACCAUUAUAGACUUGUCCGAUCCCUUCAUUGAUCCAGGCGCAGCAUGCAGCAUAUUCGAGAUCAUCACUCGGCUUUUUGUCCGUUCCAAAGUCAACACUGGCAAGGUCUUGGUCGUUGACGAGGCCCAUAAAUAUCUUGGCACCAGAGGCGGAGCUUCGGGGCUCACAAAGUCGCUCUUAACACUGACCCGCGAGCAAAGGCAUUACGGGAUGCGUGUCAUCAUCAGUACCCAAGAGCCAACAGUGGUCCCACCCGUUUUGCUAGAUUUAUGCACCGUCUCCAUUUUGCACCGCUUCUCCUCGCCCGCUUGGUGGGAUCACCUGACACGGCAUGUUUCUGCCGACCUAUCUGAAGAAGAUGCUUUCGACAAAGUUGUCCGACUUCAGACAGGCGAGGCACUAGUCCUCGCGCCGUCUGGCUUUGGGGUUUUCCCCAGUAUCCCAUCUGAGCCGAAGACCGUAUUAACUAACGACGCAAAACUUGAUCAAUUUGGGAGGCGCUAUCUUGUUAUGAAAACGCGUAAGCGCAUCACUGCAGAUGGAGGCGCGUCGAUUUUAGUUGUGGAUGGGUAGAAUAUAGCUCAUUGGUUCAAAAAUGUAUCCGUUUUCUUGGAGCUUUCGCCUGAAAAUGUCUUCAUGCAGCC
Molecule: messenger RNA, 1633 nt
Organism: Coniophora puteana RWD-64-598 SS2
Lineage: Eukaryota; Fungi; Basidiomycota; Agaricomycetes; Boletales; Coniophoraceae
Exons: 11
Coding region: 165-1562 (465 amino acids)
Source: RefSeq, a predicted model, not a curated record